AUGCUUGAAGAAAGUGCAAACCGAGGCGGGGCCGACUUGCGGGACCUGAUUGAACCUGUAUGGACCGGUACAGUCGCGUACAGAGGAUUGAUUUCGGUAGGCCGCCUUGUCGGUGCUAAUGGUGAGCAUCGGACGAUUGGGACACCUAUGAUGUACUGUGGAAAAGGCAAGGCAGGUCUUUCACAUCCCUGUGCGACAGGGAGCGUGGUCAAUGUAGUCGCAUUUGUCUCUCAGCUAGAGAAGGAAGGGACACCUUACGGCGGCCCGUGGGUUGAAGAUUGUUCUAAACAAGAGCUGCUUGACUGUUACGCUGGCUGGGAACCAGAAGUCGCUGAAUUAUUAGAGCAAAUCCAGGAGCCGACACGAUGGGCCAUCCAUCACCUUCGUCCACUCCCUAUGUGCGUCGCGGGAAAGGUCGUUCUCCUAGGUGAUGCAGCCCAUGCAAUGAGUCCACACCAAGGUGCGGGUGCCGGACAGGCCAUCGAGGUACAAGCGACCAUUGAACGUGGAUCUAUCAGCACGCAUCGCUAA
Fibroporia radiculosa is the source of this 531-nucleotide messenger RNA. RefSeq lists its product as uncharacterized. Lineage: Eukaryota; Fungi; Basidiomycota; Agaricomycetes; Polyporales; Fibroporiaceae. Gene Ontology annotation, biological process: secondary metabolite biosynthetic process. The coding region runs from base 1 to 531 and encodes 176 amino acids. The record is from RefSeq and is a predicted model, not a curated record. The transcript is spliced from 5 exons.